Aspergillus mulundensis is the source of this 3093-nucleotide messenger RNA. RefSeq names its product exosome catalytic subunit DIS3. Gene Ontology annotation, biological process: rRNA catabolic process. The record is from RefSeq and is a predicted model, not a curated record. Gene Ontology annotation, cellular component: nuclear exosome (RNase complex); cytoplasmic exosome (RNase complex). Gene Ontology annotation, molecular function: RNA binding; endonuclease activity; 3'-5'-RNA exonuclease activity. The coding region runs from base 1 to 3093 and encodes 1030 amino acids. The transcript has 2 exons. Lineage: Eukaryota; Fungi; Ascomycota; Eurotiomycetes; Eurotiales; Aspergillaceae.
AUGAAGAGUCUCAGGCGCGAUUUCUCUGGAGACCCUUCCACUGCAAAUGUGACCAGCAAAGUCUUCGUCCGGUCCACAAAAAGUGGAAAGGUGCAAAAGAUUGUUCGCGAGCUUUACCUCAGACAGGAUAUUCCUUGCUCAUCGAGGUUAUGUACGAUAUGUCCGUCGGUCGCACCGACAGAUGCAAAUGGAAACAUUGUACCAUUCGUUCUCUCCGAGCAACCCGCCGGCACAACCGCUUUCCCUCGCGGGCACUACAUCGUCCCCGAUACGAAUGCGCUUUUGAAUGGCAUGGACCUGUUCGAGCAUACCGGAGCUUUCUACGAUGUGAUAAUCCUUCAGACUGUUCUCGAAGAGCUUAAGAACCAGUCUCUUCCACUGUACAACCGCUUGCUUGCGCUGAUCAAAACGGACGAGAAACGAUUUUACCUCUUCUUCAACGAGUUCCGCCUUGAAACACAUGUUAGGAGGGAGCAGGAUGAGUCAAUAAAUGACCGAAAUGACCGAGCCGUGAGAACCGUCGCAAAAUGGUACAUGGACCACCUGCGCGCAGUCACGAAGAGCAAGAAGGAGAAGUCUGUGCCGGCUAUCGUGGUUAUUACGGAUGACAAGGAGAACCUGCGCAAAGCAAAGGAGGAGAAUGUGACCGCUUUGUCAUUGGAAAACUACGUCAGUGGACUGGAGGAAGCGGAUCGAUUGCUCGAUAUGAUCAACGAGUCUAGAGAAGCAAGAGAAGCGAAGGAGGCUCGCGGAGAACUCUUUUACCCAGAGUAUUACUCAAUGUCGAAGAUGAUGACAGGCCUACGGGCCGGAAACCUCCACCAAGGAGUUUUUAAUGUCUCGCCAUACAACUAUCUCGAAGGGCAAAUCAAGGUAGCGGCAUUCGAUAAGCCACUCAUCAUCAUGGGCCGUCACAACAGUAACCGAGCCAUUUCCGGAGAUGUCGUUGUGGUUGAAGUUCUACCCAAGGACCAAUGGAAGUCACCCUCGACAAAGAUUGUGGACGAAGAAGUCGUAACGAAGAAUGACAACCCCGAGGGCGAGGACAACGAAGCUGUCGUCACUGAGAGGGAGCGGAGAGCUUUACAAGAGGAGGUUAGGCAAGCGCAUGGGAAGAAUCUGGAGGGUCGGCCGCAACCGACGGCGAAGGUUGUGGGCGUCGUGAAGCGAAAUUGGCGCCAAUACGUCGGAACCGUUGAUUCAACCUCUACAGGCUCUCAAACCUCUGGGCGCAGACAGCAAAAUGUUUUCGUUCUCCCGAUGGAGAAAAAGGUCCCGAAGAUUCGAGUCCGAACGCGGCAGGCUGCGGAUCUGUUGGGUCAAAGGAUUCUUGUCACAAUCGAUGCUUGGAACCGCGACUCACGAUACCCGACCGGACACUUCAUUCGGUCACUGGGAGAGUUGGAGACAAAAUCUGCCGAAACAGAAGCUCUGCUCCUCGAGUGGGAUGUGCAGUACAAGCCGUUCCCGAAGUCUGUAUUGGACUGCCUGCCCUCAGAGGGCCACGAUUGGCGUGUUCCCCAAAGCACAGACGACAUUGGUUGGAGAGGGCGAAGGGAUCUCCGAGAUCUUCUCAUUUGCAGUAUUGAUCCUCCAGGUUGUCAAGAUAUUGACGAUGCGCUUCAUGCGCGGAAGUUGCCGAACGGCAACUUUGAAGUGGGUGUUCACAUCGCAGAUGUCUCUCAUUUCGUGAAGCCGAACAAUGCCAUGGAUCUCGAGGCUAGCGUUCGUGGAACAACAGUUUACUUGGUGGACAAGCGUAUCGACAUGCUUCCGCACCUUCUCGGUACAGAUCUUUGCUCCCUUAAACCAUAUGUAGAGCGCUAUGCCUUUUCAGUUCUGUGGGAAAUGACGCCGGAUGCAGAAGUUGUUUCCGCUGACUUCACGAAAUCUGUGAUUCGAUCGCGUGAAGCCUUCAGCUACGAACAAGCCCAGCUACGGAUCGACGACCCUUCAAAGACAGACGAACUGACACAAAGCAUGCGUACUCUCCUGCAUCUCUCUAAGAUCCUGCGCCAAAAGCGUAUGGAUGCUGGUGCCCUGAACCUUGCAUCGCCAGAAGUCCGCAUCGAAGCAGACAACGACGAGGUCGGCGACCCCCUCGCAGACGUCAAGACCAAAGCGAUGCUCGCAACAAACAGCCUCGUCGAAGAAUUCAUGCUUCACGCCAACAUCACCGUCGCCGCCAAGAUCUACAGCACAUUCCCACAAACCGCCAUGCUCAGACGACACGCUACACCCCCACCCCAAAACUUCGAAGAACUCAUCAACCAGCUCACCAAGAAGCGUGACAUGCGCCUCGAAGUCUCCAGCUCUGGUGCUCUUGCCGACUCACUUGACCGUUGCACCGACGCCGAAAACCCCUUCUUCAACACCCUCGUUCGCAUCCUCGCAACCCGCUGCAUGACAUCCGCAGAGUACUUCGGCGCCGGUGCGCACGCAGAGUCCGAGUUCCGCCACUACGGUCUUGCCUCGCCCAUCUACACACACUUCACAUCCCCAAUCCGCCGAUACGCCGAUCUCCUCGUCCACCGCCAACUCGCAGCUGCAAUCAACUACGAGGGCGAAGACGGUCGCGCCACAAUUGAGGGCUCCAUUACGCGGAACCGCCUCGAGGACAUCUGCCGCAACAUCAACUACCGCCACCGCAACGCGCAGCACGCCGGCCGCGCCAGCAUCGAGUACUACGUCGGCCAGGCCCUCAAGGCCCGCAGUGAGAAACUUGCCGCCGACGGCGUCGACAGCGGUAUCGAGGAAGACGCGUAUGUCAUGCGCGUCUUCGAGAAUGGUGUUGUGGUCUUUGUGCCGCGCUUUGGUAUUGAGGGCGUCGUCAGACUCGAGGAUUUUGUUCUACCCAGUGACGAGGCGCUACGCGCUGUUGAGGAGCGCAGGGAGCUUGUUACGCGGCGCGAGAGUGACUUUGACCCGGAGGAGUAUACCCUCAAGGUCUCUGAUAAGGGACAACAGGAGCGAUCAGUGUGUGUGGAGCUCUUCCAGAGGGUUAAGGUUAAUGUUAGUUCUGUGAAGGAGGAGACUGGACGCGGCGUUGGCAAGAGGAGAGUCAGAAUCCUGAUCCUCAACAAAAAGAAAUAA